AUGGCGGCCAUCCCUUCCAGCGGCUCCCCCGGUGAGUGCGCGCCCCGCCCCGGGAACGCCCGCGGGCCGCCCAGCAGCCGCUGGUACCGUGACCCCCCUUCUUUCUCAGGUCUCCCCAAGGCUGACCCUGGGCACUGGUGGGCGAGCUUCUUUUUCGGGAAGUCCACGCUCCCGUUCAUGGCCACCGUGUUGGAGUCUCCGGAGCACUCAGAGCCCCCGCAGGCGCCCGGCAGCUUGAUCACCUGUGGCUCGGCCCUGGCGGGGAGGAAGCAGCCCCGCAGCCCCACCGCCGCCGGCCCCCCGCCCUGA
This is a messenger RNA of Tupaia belangeri chinensis (Chinese tree shrew), 309 nucleotides long. RefSeq names its product pancreatic progenitor cell differentiation and proliferation factor (gene PPDPF). Lineage: Eukaryota; Metazoa; Chordata; Mammalia; Scandentia; Tupaiidae. The transcript has a single exon. Gene Ontology annotation, biological process: cell differentiation; multicellular organism development. The record is from RefSeq and is a predicted model, not a curated record. The coding region runs from base 1 to 309 and encodes 102 amino acids.